Messenger RNA from Cooperia oncophora, 552 nucleotides. The record is from the annotation of a GenBank genome assembly. NCBI's taxonomy places the organism in Eukaryota, Metazoa, Nematoda, Chromadorea, Rhabditida, Trichostrongylidae.
AUGGAGGUCGCUGUGGAAUUGGAACCGGAAAUCAAGGAUCUGGGCUGUUUAGAACGCACACAGGACGAGGUUUCUUCCGAGCACCACACGCCGCCACUCAUAGGAAAGGUUAUUGAAAUCACAAAGCCACUAUAUGAAACGGUUUUACCGGCAGAGCCUACACAGGAUCACCGACUGCGGAGGGAACCGCCAUCACAACAUUCUCCACGACCUCCGCCUCAGGAAAUUGCUUUGUUGCCCAGACGUUCCAUAGCUGUCCCAGCUCAAGGGGUCACUCUGUCUCCGCAGGUGUCUCCACCUCCUCCACCUCAAAGAACGCAUGUAUCAGCGCGGAUUUCUCCGACAGCUCCUCAUCAAUCAUCUUUUAAAGAAGCGAUCACCUUCACCUCUUCUCAGAAAGGUUAUGCCAACGUCAUCAGUGAAGCAUGCCACCCGUCUUUCACACGACCAACCCGCCUCCAAGCAGGUCCAUCCUGUGGAGGGGCGGAGUUCCGUGAGCAGUACGUUAGAGCGUCGUUACAGCAAACAGGCAAUUUUUUUAUUUUGUGUUGA